UCGGAAAAAAUGGAAGACGACGGUUAUUACCUUGACACGGAUCUUGAUCUCAGCUUCACAUCCACCGCAACAGACCGUACAUUCGCUUCCUCAAGCGCUCGAUCGAGUCUCGCUCGCUCAAGCCUCACAUUAAGCUUCAACGACAGACUCUCAACCGCAACAACACCUUCAACCACCACUUCCUCCGCCGCAACAACACUCCACCACCGUCGCUACGAUCCUCACUGGACAGCGAUCAGAGCCGCGACAACUCUCUCCUCCGACGGAAGACUCCAUCUCCGCCACUUUAAACUCGUCCGCCAUCUCGGAACCGGAAAUCUCGGCCGAGUUUUCCUCUGUCACCUCCGCGAUUGCCCUAAUCCCACCGGAUUCGCGCUUAAAGUAAUCGAUCGCGAUGCUCUCACGGCGAAGAAGCUUUCACACGUGCAAACGGAGGCAGAGAUCCUCUCCUUGCUUGACCACCCGUUCUUACCUACACUCUACGCACGAAUCGACGCCUCUCACUAUACUUGCCUCCUCAUCGAUUACUGCCCCAACGGAGAUUUACAUUCCUUGCUCCGUAAGCAACCCGGUAACCGGUUACCGAUUUCUCCGGUCAGAUUCUUCGCCGCCGAAGUCCUCGUCGCCUUAGAGUACCUUCACGCUCUCGGAAUCGUUUAUCGAGAUCUCAAACCGGAGAAUAUCUUAAUCCGUGAAGAUGGACACAUCAUUCUCUCGGAUUUCGAUCUCUGUUUCAAAUCCGAUGUAGUUCCAACUUUCCGAUCUCGAAGAUUCCGGAGAGUUUCGUCUCCUUCGUCGAAUCGGAGGAGGUUGAGUCGUCGUCGUGGCGGUUGCUUCUUCUCCACGGAGGUAGAGUACGAGCGAGAAGAGAUCGUGGCGGAAUUCGCGGCGGAGCCAGUGACGGCGUUUUCUCGGUCGUGUGUUGGGACUCACGAGUAUCUAGCGCCGGAGAUCGUCGCCGGAAACGGACACGGAAGCGGAGUAGAUUGGUGGGCGUUUGGGAUAUUUCUCUACGAGUUGUUACACGGAACGACGCCGUUUAAAGGUGGGACCAAAGAACAAACUCUACGCAAUAUACUAUCGAACGAUGACGUGGCGUUUCCGUUGGAGCUAACAGAAGAAGGAAUAACAGAAGCGAAGGAUUUGAUCGAGAAGCUGUUAGUGAAAGAUCCGAUGAAAAGGCUAGGAUGCGCCAGGGGUGCGCAAGAUAUCAAAAGACAUCCGUUUUUCGAAGGAAUUAAGUGGCCGUUGAUUAGAAACUAUAAACCGCCGGAGAUUCGAGGUCUGGUGAAGAAGACGAAGGCACAUGCUGGUGGUCACGUGACUACUGUAUCGUCGCCACGGAGGAGAAAGUGGUUGUGGUGGGCUCUAUCGCAUUUACUACGCGGUAAAAGCUUGAAACGGAGUAACAGUCAAACUCAGAGCAAUAAUAAUUACUAUCGUUAUGUGGGUAAAAGCUAUAACAACGCGAGUCGCAUACGCGUUUAAGGCGUUUCCUUUUAUACAAUCACAUAUAAGUAUACAAAUC
Messenger RNA from Eutrema salsugineum, 1528 nucleotides. RefSeq names its product serine/threonine-protein kinase WAG1. The transcript has a single exon. Gene Ontology annotation, biological process: protein phosphorylation. The coding region runs from base 10 to 1488 and encodes 492 amino acids. NCBI's taxonomy places the organism in Eukaryota, Viridiplantae, Streptophyta, Magnoliopsida, Brassicales, Brassicaceae. The record is from RefSeq and is a predicted model, not a curated record. Gene Ontology annotation, cellular component: nucleus; plasma membrane; cytoplasm. Gene Ontology annotation, molecular function: ATP binding; protein serine/threonine kinase activity.